GCGCCGGCCAGCUCACCCGUCCGCCCAGUGCCCCAGCCGCCGCCGCCGCCGCCGCGCACAGGAGCCCAGCCCCAAGCCGGACCACCCCGGGCGCCGAGCCCCACAGCUCUCGCCCCAGGUCCCCGACCCGGGCUGCGUCCUGGGCCGCGGGACCAGGGGGCGCUCGGCACUAGGCACUUCAAGCGAUGUGCUGUGGGGCAGCGCCGGCUCCGCCGAUGGAGCUGCUGCUGCCGCCUCCGCUGCCCGGCGCGCCCCGCUCCGCCUGCACCCGGUGUGCCUGAGCGCCGAGCUCGCUCCUCCUCCGCGACAACUCCGCCGCCUGCUCCCCAGGCCGCCCGCGCUCACUGCGCGCCUCCCCUGGCUCCACGCGUCUUGCCCCGCCGAGGCAGCUUCCUCUGGGCGCGGGCCCCCGUACACCAUGGCCCUCGGGCGGACUGGGGCCGGAGCCGCCGUGCGCGCCCGCCUGGCGCUGGCCUUGGCGCUGGUGAGCGUCCUGAGCUGGCCCCUCGCCGCCGCCUGCCCCACCAAGUGUACCUGCUCCGCCGCCAGCGUGGACUGCCACGGGCUGGGCCUCCGGGCGGUUCCCCGGGGCAUCCCGCGCAACGCCGAGCGCCUUGACCUGGACAGAAAUAAUAUCACCAGGAUCACCAAGAUGGACUUCGCUGGGCUCAAGAACCUCCGAGUCUUGCAUCUGGAAGACAACCAGGUCAGUGUCAUCGAGAGAGGUGCCUUCCAGGAUCUGAAGCAGCUGGAGCGAUUGCGUCUGAACAAGAAUAAGCUCCAGGUCCUUCCAGAACUGCUUUUCCAGAGCACGCCCAAGCUCACCAGACUAGAUCUGAGCGAGAACCAGAUCCAGGGAAUCCCGAGAAAGGCGUUCCGUGGCAUCGCCGACGUGAAGAACCUGCAACUGGACAACAACCACAUCAGCUGCAUUGAAGAUGGAGCCUUCCGAGCGCUGCGCGAUUUGGAGAUCCUUACCCUCAACAACAACAACAUCAGCCGCAUCGUGGUCACCAGCUUCAACCACAUGCCGAAGAUUCGGACUCUGCGUCUCCACUCCAACCACCUGUACUGUGACUGCCACCUGGCCUGGCUCUCCGAUUGGCUGCGACAGCGGCGGACCAUCGGCCAGUUCACCCUCUGCAUGGUUCCUGUACACCUGCGGGGCUUCAACGUGGCCGACGUGCAGAAGAAGGAGUACGUGUGCCCAGGCUCCCACUCAGAGCCUCCGUCCUGCAAUGCCAACUCCAUCUCCUGCCCUUCAGCCUGCACUUGCAGUAAUAAUAUCGUGGACUGUCGAGGGAAGGGCUUGACGGAGAUCCCCACCAACCUGCCGGAAGGCAUCAUGGAAAUACGCCUGGAACAGAACUCCAUCAAAUCCAUCCCUGCAGGAGCCUUCACCCAGUACAAGAAACUGAAGCGCAUAGACAUCAGCAAGAAUCAGAUAUCGGACAUCGCUCCAGACGCCUUCCACGGCCUGAAAUCACUCACGUCGCUGGUGCUCUAUGGGAACAAGAUCACCGAGAUUGCCAAGGGACUGUUUGACGGGCUCGUGUCCCUGCAGCUGCUCCUCCUCAAUGCCAACAAGAUCAACUGCCUACGGGUGAACACAUUUCAAGACCUGCAGAACCUCAAUCUGCUCUCCCUGUACGACAACAAACUACAGACCAUCAGCAAGGGGCUCUUUGCCCCUCUGCAGUCCAUCCAGACGCUCCACUUAGCCCAAAACCCAUUUGUGUGCGACUGCCACUUGAGGUGGCUGGCCGAAUACCUCCAGGACAACCCGAUCGAGACCAGCGGGGCCCGCUGCAGCAGCCCGCGACGGCUCGCCAACAAGCGCAUCAGCCAGAUCAAGAGCAAGAAGUUCCGCUGCUCAGGCUCCGAGGAUUACCGCAGCAGGUUCAGCAGCGAGUGCUUCAUGGACCUCGUGUGCCCAGAGAAGUGCCGCUGUGAGGGCACCAUCGUGGACUGCUCCAACCAGAAGCUGGCCCGCAUCCCAAGCCACCUCCCUGAAUAUGUCACUGACCUGCGACUGAACGACAAUGAUAUAUCCAUUCUCGAGGCCACUGGAAUCUUCAAGAAGUUGCCGAACCUGCGGAAAAUAAACCUGAGCAACAACAAGAUCAAGGAGGUGCGAGAGGGUGCCUUCGAUGGCGCGGCCAGCGUGCAGGAGCUGGUGCUGACGGGGAACCAGCUGGAGCUGGUGCAUGGACGCAUGUUCCGUGGACUUAGUGGCCUCAAGACCCUGAUGCUGAGAAGCAACCUGAUCAGCUGUGUAAGCAAUGACACGUUUGUUGGCCUGAGCUCGGUGAGGCUGCUGUCCCUCUAUGACAAUCGGAUCACCACCAUCACCCCCGGAGCCUUCACCACGCUUGUCUCCCUGUCCACCAUAAAUCUCCUGUCCAACCCCUUCAACUGCAACUGCCACCUGGCAUGGCUCGGCAAGUGGCUGAGGAAGAGGCGGAUCGUCAGCGGGAACCCCAGAUGCCAGAAGCCAUUCUUCCUCAAGGAGAUUCCCAUCCAGGAUGUAGCCAUCCAGGACUUUACCUGUGAUGGCAACGAUGAGAGCAGCUGCCAGCUGGGCCCACGCUGCCCGGAGCAGUGCACCUGCGUGGAGACAGUGGUGCGAUGCAGCGACAAGGGGCUCCGCGCCCUCCCAAAGGGCAUUCCCAAGGACGUGACAGAGCUGUACCUGGAAGGAAACCACUUAACAGCCGUGCCCAGGGAGCUAUCUGCCCUCCGACACCUGACACUUAUAGACCUGAGCAACAACAGCAUCGGCGUGCUGACCAAUUACACCUUCAGUAACAUGUCUCACCUCUCCACUCUGAUCCUGAGCUACAACCGGCUGCGCUGCAUCCCCAUCCACGCAUUCAACGGGCUGCAUUCUCUCCGCGUGCUGACCCUCCAUGGCAAUGACAUUUCCAGUGUUCCCGAAGGCUCUUUUGGUGACCUGACAUCCCUUUCUCAUCUGGCGCUGGGAACCAACCCACUCCACUGUGACUGCAGUCUGCGUUGGCUGUCCGAGUGGGUGAAAGCGGGGUACAAGGAACCUGGCAUUGCCCGCUGCAGCAGCCCCGAGCCCAUGGCCGACAGGCUUCUGCUCACCACCCCCACCCACCGCUUCCAGUGCAAAGGGCCAGUGGACAUCAACAUCGUGGCCAAGUGCAAUGCCUGCCUCUCCAGCCCAUGCAAGAACAACGGGACGUGCAGCCAGGACCCUGUGGAGCUGUACCGCUGCGCCUGCCCCUACAGCUACAAGGGCAAGGACUGCACCGUGCCCAUCAACACCUGCAUCCAGAACCCCUGUCAGCAUGGAGGCACCUGCCACCUGAGUGAGGUCCACAAGGAUGGGUUCAGCUGCUCCUGUCCUCUGGGCUUUGAGGGGCAGCGAUGUGAGAUCAACCCAGAUGACUGUGAAGACAACGACUGUGAAAACAAUGCCACCUGUGUGGAUGGAAUCAACAACUACGUGUGUGUCUGCCCACCUAACUACACAGGUGAGCUGUGCGAUGAAGUGAUUGACCACUGCAUGCCCGGAGUGAACCUCUGUCAGCAUGAGGCCAAGUGCAUCUCCCUGGACAAAGGCUUCAGGUGUGAAUGUCUGCCUGGCUACAGUGGGAAGCUUUGCGAGACAGACAUUGACGAGUGCGUGGCCCACAAGUGCCGCCAUGGGGCCCCUUGCGUGGACGCGGUCAACGGCUACACCUGCACCUGCCCUCAGGGCUUCAGUGGGCUCUUCUGCGAGCACCCCCCACCCAUGGUCUUGCUGCAGACCAGCCCGUGCGACCAGUACGAGUGCCAGAAUGGGGCCCAGUGCAUCGUAGUGCAUCAGGAACCCACCUGCCGCUGCCUACCGGGCUUCGCCGGCCCCAGGUGCGAGAAGCUCAUCACCGUCAACUUUGUGGGCAAGGACUCCUACGUGGAACUGGCCUCCGCCAAGGUCCGGUCCCAGGCCAACAUCUCCCUGCAGGUGGCCACUGACAAGGACAAUGGCAUCCUUCUCUACAAGGGAGAUAAUGACCCCUUGGCGCUGGAGCUGUACCAGGGCCACGUGAGGCUCAUCUAUGACAGCCUGAGCUCCCCCCCAACCACAGUGUACAGUGUGGAGACAGUGAAUGAUGGGCAGUUUCACAGUGUGGAACUGGUGAUGCUGAACCAAUCGCUGAACUUGGUAGUGGAUAAAGGAGCCCCAAAGAGCCUGGGGAAGCUUCAGAAGCAGCCAGCAGUGGGCAGCAACAGCCCCCUCUACCUUGGAGGCAUCCCCACCUCCACCGGCCUCUCGGCCCUGCGCCAGGGCACCGACCGGCCGCUGGGCGGCUUCCACGGCUGCAUCCACGAGGUGCGCAUCAACAACGAGCUGCAGGACUUCAAGGCGCUCCCGCCACAGUCGCUGGGGGUCUCGCCGGGCUGCAAGUCCUGCACUGUCUGCAAGCACGGCCUGUGCCGCUCGGUGGAGAAGGACAGCGUGGUGUGCGAGUGCCACCCGGGCUGGACCGGCCCGCUGUGCGACCAGGAGGCCCGGGACCCCUGUCUCAGCCACAGCUGCAACCAUGGGAGAUGUGUGGCAACCAGGAUGUCAUACGUGUGCAAGUGUGCCGAGGGCUAUGGAGGGGCCCUGUGUGACCACAAGAAUGACUCCACCAACGCCUGCUCAGCCUUCAAGUGUCACCAUGGGCAGUGCCGCGUCUCCAAUCAAGGGGAGCCCUACUGCCUGUGCCGGCCUGGAUUCAGUGGGGAGCACUGCGAGCAAGAGAAUCCAUGCCUGGGGGAGGUGGUCCGAGAGGUGAUCCGCCGCCAGAAAGGCUAUGCAUCAUGCGCCACAGCCUCCAAGGUGCCCAUAAUGGAAUGCCAUGGGGGCUGCGGUACCCAGUGCUGCCAGCCCACCCGCAGCAAGCGGCGGAAAUAUGUCUUCCAGUGCACGGACGGCUCCUCUUUUGUGGAAGAGGUGGAGAGACACUUAGAGUGCAGCUGCCACCCGUGUUCCUAAGCCCUGCUGCCCGCCCACCUACGCCUUGCGGACUCCAGCUCGGUGGGGUGGGGACAGCACUGUGGGACCCUCUCGAGAUACGAAGUGAAGAUGAGGAAGAAAAUGAAGAACAGAGUAUUAAGUAUAUUGUAAAAUAAACAAAAAAUAGAACUUAUUUUUAUUAUGGAAAGUGACUAUUUUCAUCUUUUAUUAUAUAAAUAUAUCACACCGUCUGAGUAUAUGUACCAUAUAGUGUGUUAUUUUUACCGAGUUUUUUGGUUUUGUGUUGUGUAUUUGUUGUGUGUUUAUAAACAGCUGUUAAAAUUUUAAGAAAAAAAAGACUAAUAAAAAUGUUUUGAAACAAAA
Messenger RNA from Choloepus didactylus (southern two-toed sloth), 5335 nucleotides. It is a transcript of the gene SLIT3, whose product is annotated as slit guidance ligand 3. Gene Ontology annotation, molecular function: calcium ion binding; Roundabout binding; heparin binding. The transcript is spliced from 36 exons. NCBI's taxonomy places the organism in Eukaryota, Metazoa, Chordata, Mammalia, Pilosa, Megalonychidae. The record is from RefSeq and is a predicted model, not a curated record. Bases 419 to 4990 code for a protein of 1523 amino acids. Gene Ontology annotation, biological process: negative chemotaxis; axon guidance.